Manihot esculenta (cassava) is the source of this 3657-nucleotide messenger RNA. RefSeq names its product transcription factor MYB3R-1. Bases 305 to 3418 code for a protein of 1037 amino acids. Gene Ontology annotation, molecular function: DNA-binding transcription factor activity, RNA polymerase II-specific; RNA polymerase II cis-regulatory region sequence-specific DNA binding. Gene Ontology annotation, cellular component: nucleus. The record is from RefSeq and is a predicted model, not a curated record. Gene Ontology annotation, biological process: regulation of DNA-templated transcription. The transcript has 12 exons. NCBI's taxonomy places the organism in Eukaryota, Viridiplantae, Streptophyta, Magnoliopsida, Malpighiales, Euphorbiaceae.
GUUUGAAUAGCUCUCUGGACCGUUUCAAUUUCUCUCUCUCUCUCUCUCUUUCUCUGUACUUUCUCAGUGCAUUUUGCAGAUCUCUCUCUAACUCUUCUAGGAUCUGCAAAUGCUCGCCGUAUCAAUUCUACUUCCGAUUGCAUUUCUCUUUCUAGAGCUCAAUCCAGUUGUUAUUUUGUCUGGCAAGAGGAAAGUUCAAACUGCUUAUUAGGGAGAUUUCUAAUGACUUGGAGGACAUAUUCUGGAAAGAAUUGCUGUAAAGUGGGAAUUGGGAUAUGAUGCUUUAUUUGUCUAUCAAAGAACAAUGGAAAGUGACAAGUCAAUUUCUGCUCCCUCAGAUGGGCACAAUGAGCGCGUUCAGAGAAUUCAGCCUCUGCAUGGGCGUACCAGUGGCCCAGCAAGGCGUUCCACAAAGGGGCAAUGGACUGCUGAAGAGGAUGAGAUUUUGCGCAAGGCUGUUCAGCGUUUCAAAGGGAAAAACUGGAAAAAGAUUGCUGAGUGUUUCAAGGACCGGACGGAUGUACAAUGCCUACAUAGGUGGCAGAAAGUCUUAAAUCCAGAGCUUGUUAAAGGUCCAUGGUCAAAGGAGGAGGAUGAAAUAAUAAUAGAGCUGGUGAACAAAUAUGGGCCAAAAAAGUGGUCUACAAUUGCACAGCAUUUACCUGGGCGAAUUGGAAAGCAAUGCAGGGAACGGUGGCAUAAUCAUCUUAAUCCUUCAAUAAACAAAGAGGCAUGGACCCAGCAAGAGGAGUUGGCCUUGAUUCGUGCUCAUCAGAUUUAUGGAAACAGAUGGGCAGAACUGACAAAGUUCUUGCCUGGAAGGACAGACAAUGCUAUAAAAAAUCACUGGAACAGUUCUGUGAAAAAGAAAUUGGACUCUUACUUGGCAUCUGGUUUAUUAGAACAGUUCCAAGGUGUUCCUCUUGUUGUACACCAAAAUCAGCCUAUGCAAUCAUCAUCUUCAAGGGUGCAAAGCUGUGGAGAUGAUACUGGUCCAAAAUGUGGAACAGAAACAGAGGAAGUAUCAGAAUGCAGUCAAGAGUCAGUUGUUGCUGGCUGCUCUCAGACUGCAAGUGGCUUAGGUAAUGCAGUUUUACAUACAAGGGAAGAAUUUCAGCUUACUGAAGAGGCCUGUUUAGGUAAGGAAGGAAGCUCUAGUCCAGCAUCUUGUUCAGAACAAUACUUCACGUCAGUAGGAGAUGUCACUUUUUCCAUCCCAGAAAUACCUUGUGAAGUGGGUUGCCCUUCCAGCUUUCUCCAGCAAAACUUCUCACAGAACCCCUUAACUUGUGCAAGCAGUGAUUACCAAUUUAAUUUACAGGAGUUGCCUAACAUGUCUUCUCUGGAACUAGGGCAGGAUUCAUCAGGGUUAUCAACUCAUUGUAUAGCUGCUAAUGAAAGUCAUGAACUGGUUAAUGUUUCAUUUCAAACUUCCAUGGGAAAUAUCACUGCAAGUUCUGCUAAACCAGAUCACAUCUUGAUAUCAGAUGAUGAAUGUUGUCGAUUCUUAUUUUCAGACGCAAUGAAUGAUGGUAUUUUCUCCUCUGGAAAUUUUACAAAGGGCCCAAACUCAGUUGCUUGUAUAGAUUCCAUAAGUGGUCAAUCAUCAAACUACCAGAUAUCUGAAACUGAUAGAACUACACAAUCAUUUAGUCCUUCAAAAUCUGGUGUAUUGACCACUUCAUGCAGUCAACCAUUUCCAUCUGGUCCUUCACUGCUUUCAUCUGAUGAUAGUAACCCAGUAUGUGGAAAGGAGUCAAAUCAGUUAACUAAUCACUCUUUUGCAGCCCCCGAACAGGAGUUAAUUAGAUGUGAGCAUGAUGAUGACUUUAUAUAUACCAAUGGCAUUGAUAGCUCUCCAUGUGGUGAUCGUACAGAUAGCACAUGCCUGCAAGAGCAACAUUAUCUGAAGGAACCUUCUAAAUUAGUGCCUGUUAAUACUUUUGCUUCAGGUUAUGUUACCAUGCAGUCAUGUCCUGUGGAUGAAAUGCCAAACGUUCAAACAGAACAGCAGGAUGCAGGAGCUCUAUGUUAUGAACCUCCUCGUUUCCCAAGCUUGGAUGUUCCUUUUCUGAGCUGUGAUCUUAUACAAUCUGGUAGUGAUAUGCAGCAAGAGUACAGCCCUCUUGGUAUCCGCCAACUAAUGAUGUCAUCCAUGAAUUGCAUCACUCCGUUUAGAUUAUGGGAUUCACCAUCUCGAGAUGAUAGUCCUGAUGCUGUGCUGAAGAGUGCUGCUAGGACAUUCACCGGUACGCCGUCCAUUUUGAAGAAACGAAAUCGUGACUUGUUGUCACCUUUGUCUGAUAGAAGAGUUGACAAAAAACUUGAGAUUGACAUGACAUCCAGUUUGACCAAGGAGUUUUCAAGGUUGGAUGUUAUGUUUGAUGAGAGUGAAACACACAGAGCAUCUUUGCUGUCUCCAUCUGAUCAGAAAAGGAACAGUGGAUCCACCUAUGAAGAUAAAGAAAAUUUGGAUCCUGCUCUUGAGGGUAGACAGGAAAAUGGGAGAGAUUGCUGUGCAUUUGUGGACAAGAAAGUUUCGGAGAAAGAUUGUGAUAAAAGUGAUUCCCAAGACAACAAAAAACAUGGUACUUCUGAUGCCGAUGCUAAGAAUAAGGUUCAUGCUGAUGUGGAACAGCCUUCUGGAAUGCUUGUUGAAGACAGCAUGAACGAUCUACUAUUAUUUUCUCCUGACCAAGUUGGUUUUAAAGGAGACAAAGCAUUUGCCCCAAGUUCUCGAACUCCAAAGAAUUUAUACCGCAAAAUACUUGGAACUUUAUCAGAAAAAUGUAUUGCUUUGGAAUCUUCACCUGGAAAUUCAUGUAUAGUUGUUAGAUCCCCAACCUUUUGCAAGAAGAACCAUGAUCUUUUACCUGCAUCCACAUCAGCACCUUUAGAAAAUACAAUUGAUAAUACUGAGAACGAUGCUGGUACUGAAAAUCUUAGCAUAUUUGGUGGAACUCCUUUUAAAAGGAGUAUUGAAUCUCCUUCAGCAUGGAAAUCUCCUUGGUUCAUUAAUUCAUUUCUGCCUGGCCCAAGAGUUGACACAGACAUAUCUAUUGAGGAUAUUGGGUAUUUUAUGAGUCCUGGGGACAGAAGCUAUGAUGCUAUCGCAUUGAUGAAGCAGUUAAGCGAGCACACUGCCUCUGCUUAUGCUGAUGCUUUGGAAGUUUUGGGAAAUGAAACUCCUGAAGCACUAUUGGAAAAAAGGUGCUCCAAUGAGAAUCAAGAGAACAAUGAUGUACUAAAUAAUCAGCUUGAGAAUCACUCUCGUUUGGCUUCAAAUAUUUCGACAGAAUGCCGUACCCUUGACUUCAGUGAAUGUGAGGCGCCUGGAAAGGGAACAGAAAAGGGGAGAGCUUCAACUGCCAUGACCUUCUCAAGUCCCUCUUCCUAUCUGUUGAAGGGUUGCAGGUAGCAAUUUGUUCUAGUUAAAUGAGUUCAGCUGUCAUAAUUUGUAGCUUAUAUAAAUAUAUAUAAAUAUGUAUGUAUACUUUUUGCCUUUUUCAAUUUUUUUACCCCUAUUUUUCAUUCUGUGUGGAACACAAAUCCAUUAAUUGAUGGAACACUGUCUCUGUCUGUUGUUGGUGUAUGAUUUUUUUCCCUCCUAUUUCUGUUGGACAUAAUGUUCUUAAUCAUUAAUUUGUUGUAUUUGAA